AUGGGACUUCUUACGCUCGGCACGCCCCUUACUUGGGAACAAGCAAAACAAUAUGCGGAUUACGUUCGAGCACAUGGCAUAGAUCAAUUUCUAACAAUCUAUCAUAAGUUAAAAAAUAAGCAGACAGCUUGCUUGUUAUGGGGUGAUGAAGUCGAAUAUGUGGUAAUUGAAUAUGACGACGAAAAUAAAAAUGCCAAAUUAUCUUUAAGAGUAUUCGAUCUCCUUAAAGAACUGCAAAAAGAGGAAGAGGCGGCUCUGGAUAAUCCCACUAUAGGGAGAACGGCUUCUUGGCGACCCGAAUUCGGAAGAUAUAUGCUUGAAGGUACACCAAGUAGUCCAUACGGAAAUACCAUGCAAGACCUUCUUGAGGUGGAACGAAACAUGAAAUUGCGGAGAGAAAUCGCAAAAAAUUACAUGAAACCUAAUGAAGUGGCAGUUACGGUGACUAGUUUUCCACGUCUCGGCGCUCCUGGUGUGUUUACGGAACCUUACUAUCCACCAACCGGAGAUGCAUCAAGAAGUUUGUUUCUUCCCGAUGAGAUAAUAAAUCCACAUGCUAGAUUUCCCACGUUAGCAGCGAAUAUUCGUAAACGUAGAAGAUCCAAAGUUGCCAUCAACCUACCGAUUUUUCAUGAUAAAAAGACACCAAAACCUUUUAUUGAUCCUACAAUUCCCAGAAAUCGGGAUCUUUUUCCAGAAGAUAGAGAAGCAGCGCAAGGCGCAGCCCUGGUGGAUCACAUUUACAUGGAUGCAAUGGGCUUUGGCAUGGGUUGCUGCUGCUUACAAAUAACUUUUCAAACCUGUAAUAUAGGUGAUGCAAGGCUUUUGUAUGAUCAGUUAGCGACUAUGGGUCCAAUAAUGUUGGCUCUGACAGCUGCCGCUCCUGCAUACCGAGGAUAUCUUUCUGAUGUGGAUUGCAGAUGGAAUGUAAUCGCAAACAGCGUUGACGAUAGAACACCAGAAGAACGAGGCAUUAUGCCUCUAAAAAAUGAUCGUUUUACCAUCAACAAAUCACGCUACGAUUCAAUAGAUUCAUAUAUAUCCACAGAUGAGAGGUUAAAAGCAGAAUAUAACGAUCUUCCUUUAGUAUAUGAUGAAAAAAUUUGUAAAAAAUUAAUGGAUAAUGGAAUCGAUGAAUUGCUAGCACGUCAUAUAGCACAUCUAUUUAUACGUGACCCUCUAGUCAUAUUUGAAGAACUCUUAGAUCAGGAUGAUGAAGUGUCUUCUGACCAUUUUGAGAACAUUCAAUCUACGAAUUGGCAAACAAUGAGGUUUAAACCGCCACCUCCAAAUUCAGAUAUUGGAUGGAGAGUUGAAUUUCGUAGUAUGGAAGUCCAAUUUACUGAUUUUGAGAAUGCGGCAUUUGCUGUUUUCAUCGCAUUAUUAACGAGAGUCAUAAUGGCAAUGAGAUCCAAUUUUUAUAUACCCAUAACAAAGGUCGAUGAAAAUAUGGGAAGAGCACACAGACGAGAUGCAGUUCUGAAGGAAAAAUUCUGGUUCAGAAAACAACUUUUUAAUCAUAAUAAUUCUAUAUCGAGCAAUGGAUAUGGCACACAUAGAUGUUCAAAUCCCACUACCUCAAUUAAUAAUGAUAAUAGCUUUUAUACUAAUGGAAUGGACGGAAUUACUGAAAUAAAUGGUCUCACUUCUCAUUCCGCAGUCGAUAAAGAAUACACGGAAAUGACAAUAAAUGAGAUAAUUAAUGGCAAUGGUACAGAAUUCCCUGGUUUAAUACCACUCAUUAACAACUAUUUAGAUUCCAGAAACCUAGAUGAACCGACGCGAGCCAAACUAAAUCAAUACCUGGAUUUUGUGAGCAAAAGGGCUAAUGGAACACUACAAACUGCUGCUGCCUGGAUACGAGAGUUUAUACGUUCGCAUCCAAACUAUAAUUAUGAUUCAGUCAUUUCACAAGAGAUCAAUUAUGAUCUCAUUAAAACUAUUGAGAGAAUGCAGAAAGGUGAAGUUAAGGGAGUUCCUAAUAGAGAAAAAAUAUUAG
This is a messenger RNA of Ambispora leptoticha, 1999 nucleotides long. Lineage: Eukaryota; Fungi; Glomeromycota; Glomeromycetes; Archaeosporales; Ambisporaceae. The record is from the annotation of a GenBank genome assembly.